This is a messenger RNA of Petromyzon marinus (sea lamprey), 1760 nucleotides long. It is a transcript of the gene COX11, whose product is annotated as cytochrome c oxidase copper chaperone COX11. Gene Ontology annotation, molecular function: copper ion binding. The record is from RefSeq and is a predicted model, not a curated record. Lineage: Eukaryota; Metazoa; Chordata; Hyperoartia; Petromyzontiformes; Petromyzontidae. Gene Ontology annotation, cellular component: mitochondrial inner membrane.
CGCUCGGUCGGGCGGGCGGCGAUCACUCGCCUCAGCUUUCCUCACUAAAUCUCUCUCCUUCAAGACGUCUCAUAAUCCUUUCCUCUACGCCUGGUGCGUCAAUAAUUAACGAGUUAACAAUUAACGAGUUAAUUAUUGACGCUUCCACCCGCCUUUUACGGGUAACCUCGGACGGUUUCGCUUUGAGGGGUACAGUGGCGUCCGUACAGUGUCGUGCAAGUUGGGGCCGCUCGUGUCGCGAUGCUGCAGGUGACGGCGUGGCGAUGCGCGGCCUGGGUGCCGGCGGGAGCUUCCGUCGCGUGGGCACCACGGGCGGGGACGCGGGCCCUGGGGCCCUCGUGCUUGCGCUGCGCCACUCUGCGCGCUCCCCUCGUCACGAGGGGCUCAACCCGAGCACAGAGUAACUUUGGGCCUGGAAGCGGUCCGUACACACGCAAGAAUCGCACCUCGCUCGCCUACAUCAUCGCCACCGUCACGGGGAUGCUGGGGCUGUCCUACGCUGCGGUGCCGCUCUACCGCCUCUACUGCCAGGCCACAGGGCUGGGUGGUCAGGCGGUGGCCGGCCAUGGCACGGAGGGCGUGGCGACGAUGCGUCCUGUGCGUGAGCGCGCCAUCCGCGUCAUCUUCAACGCCGACGUGCACGCAGGCCUCCUGUGGAACUUCCGGCCGCAGCAGAGCGAAGUGAACGUCGUGCCCGGUGAGACGGCACUGGCGUUUUACCGCGCCAAAAAUCCUUCCUCGAAGCCGGUCGUCGGCAUCUCUACGUACAAUGUAGUGCCCUUUGAAGCGGGCCAGUACUUCAACAAGAUUCAGUGCUUCUGCUUCGAGGAGCAGCGCCUGAACCCGCACGAGGAGGUGGACAUGCCCGUGUUCUUCUACAUCGACCCAGAGUUCGCCGAAGACCCGCGCAUGGCCAACGUGAACACCAUCACGCUCUCGUACACGUUCUUCGAAGCCAAGGACGGCCAGUUCCUCUCCCUGCCAGGCUAUAAUAAAUGAUGCAGUGCUCCUCUGGCCUCUGGGGGCGGGGUGGGGGGGGAUGCUGAACCGGUGCCCCGUGGUUGGACUAUACUGCAGAGCCAAGACCCGUGUUCAUUGGCGUUCUUUCAACCAACUUGAGGCUUGCCCUGCGACAGGUGCCGUCGCAGCGGAGACAUUUUACACCUCUCCUUAAUGCCUUGAAAUCUGCAGAAGCGUUUUUUUUAACAAGGUAAAUGUAGGGGCAUGGCAGGGCGGCGCCAUGGGUAAGCAGUUGUGCAUUUACCGUUUGUUGCAGAAGUUUGCAAUUUCGGGCCCGAUGGCCGCCCUGGUUCAUACAGCGGGUUUUUAUUAACUGUAAAAAUACACGCCGUCUGACACGUACUCGGUGGACUUUAAAAGAUCCCAUAAUGUUAUUCAAUAAUCAGCAGGCCAUAUGUGCUGGCAACGUGGUCAAAUUUUUUUAAAUUACCCGCAAGUUACGCAAUGUGAAAAUGCAUGGCAACAGCGUGUGCUACCGCAAAAAUGUAUUGAGAACCCUUUGAGAAAUUAUCUUGAGAUUCCAAUGCUUUCCUGGGUGAUAAAAUGUUAUGUUCAACCACCUUUGUGUAUGCCAAACACAGCCUAUUAUAAGUUCUUCAUCCUUAAGGCUCCAUGCUUAAUUUUUUUUUAUCAACGAUCAUCUUUAACCUCCACUUGAAAUUGUGCUGCUGCCGUUUACAUAAAUCGUGGCCUUCGGAAAACCCUGUUUGGCUUCACAUGUUUUAAAAUGUAUUUCAUCU